Molecule: messenger RNA, 2261 nt
Organism: Danio rerio (zebrafish)
Lineage: Eukaryota; Metazoa; Chordata; Actinopteri; Cypriniformes; Danionidae
Source: RefSeq, a predicted model, not a curated record
AUGAAAAAGUUCACUUUUCUUUUUUCUUUUUUAGACCUGAUAGUGCUGAAAGAAGAGACUCAAUGCAAUAAAAUGGAAGAGCAACACCAAGAAAUAACAGCUGAUGAAAAACCCACACUGACUGAAAAGACUUCAUCACUCGGAAGACCUCGGAAAUCCAAAACUGAGUGUAAUUUUAGCAGUAAACAGCGUAGAAAGAGUUUAAUUCAAAAGCGUAACCUUGGUGUUCACAGGAGAGUUCACACUAGGGAGAAACCUUACACUUGCGAACAGUGUGGAAAGAGCUUUGGUAAAAAGAGAAGCUUAAAGACCCACAUGAGAAUUCACACUGGAGAGAGGCCGUACACAUGUCAACAGUGUGGAAAGAGUUUUAAGCAAAUUGGCACCCUUAAAGGCCACAUGAGAAUUCACACUGGAGAGAGGCCGUACACAUGCCAACAAUGUGGAAAGAGUUUUAAGCAAAGUGCCACACUUAAAGGCCACAUGAGAAGUCACACUGGAGAUAGGCCGUACACAUGCCAACAGUGUGGACAAAGCUUCUAUUAUGCAGGAAACUUUGCAGCGCACAAGAGGAUUCACACUGGAGAAAAGCCCUACACAUGCCAACAGUGUGGAAAGAGUUUUAAGCAAAGUGGCACCCUUAAAGGCCACAUGAGAAUUCACAAUGAAGGAAAAACUCAGUGUGGGAAAAGUUUUGCUCAAAAACAAAAGCUUGACACCCACAUGACGAUCCACACUGGAGAGAAACCUUACACAUGCACAGAGUGUGGUAAAAGUUUCACAUGUAAAAGCUCACUCAUUAACCACAUGAAAACUCACACCAGAGAGAAGCUGUUUGCAUGUAAUCAGUGUGGAAAGAGCUUCACAUGUAAAGCUAACCUCAUGAACCACAUGGAUGGUCACUCUGGAAUCAUAGUGUUCAUAUGUGAUCAGUGUGGAAAGAGUCUCACACGCAAAGACUACAUUAAGCAACACAUGAAGACUCACUCAAGAGAGGAUCGUUUUAGAUGCAGUGAGUGUGGAAAGAGCUUUAAACAAAAAAUAAACCUUAGUGCUCACAUGAAGCUUCACAAUGCAGAGCAGAGUCCUCAACAUUGAGACCUUCACACAAACACGAGUAUAUUCAAAACGGCAGCAUUUUCAUGUAGUUUGGCUGUUCAUUGACAUGAAGUUUAUUUAUAAACUACUUUCGAGAGGAUCACAUGCUUAUUAUUGUUCACGACUGGUCCAGCAUUGGCUAACACCAUUCACCAAUCAGAUGAUUCCUGACUCCCUAUAAAGGACAAGAGAUUCUUACCUCUGCUAUCUUCGUCGUUAUCUUUAAGACUCACUAAAAGCCUGUUCAGACUACACAAUGCCUUUUGUCAGUUACGACAGAUGAGAUUUGUUUCAGAUUAUAAGAUUUUGACUUGAUCAAAUAUUGAUGUGUUGUGGGUAACAAAUGAAGACUUUGGUUUUAAAACACUACACAUUUAUUUUGAUGGACUAAUCUCAGAAAAGAAACAAGUUUUCUUCAUGAAGACAAUUAAACUUAAAAGAAGAAAUUAAACUUUCAAUAGACAACUGCUCGCCUUUAAAUAUACGUUCAUGUGAAAACUCCAACAUUACUACAAAUAAAUCAUUUUAUGGGAAACCCUGUGUCGCCAUUGUGAAUGAGAACAUCAGUGAUUUGUUUGCUUAUGUAACAGAGUUAUUUUGGUAAUAUUAUUUUCACUCAAAAUCCUUUUUUCUAUUGAGUAUAACUUUAAUUUACUUCAUUUGAUAUUAUUAUAUAUAUUAUUUUAUCGUUUUGAGUUCAUGCUUGUAUGUGACUUUCAGGACCUGUUCAAGUGUACUGUCACUUUAAGAGUGUAUACUCGUUUGUGUGCGCGCUCAUCGCUCUCUCAGUUCACUUCCUUCUGAGCUGAGAGAAGGUUGUCUCGUGGUUAAUGGAGACAUUAAACGGUUGUUUAAUGAAGAUCAUAAUCACAGAAUGCAUGUUUUCAACACAUUUUCUAUUUGUGCAGGUAUGUUUUUGUAUUGUUGGUAGUUUUUGUGAUUUCAUGUCAUUAAUAUUAAUUUAGUCUUAUGUUAAGCAGAUUAGUUUAAUACAUGUUCUUUCAAGAAAUCGCUAUCGCAGUUCACUUCCUUCUGAGCUGAGAGAAGGUUGUCUCGUGGUUAAUGGAGACAUUAAACGGUUGUUUAAUGAAGAUCAUAAUCACAGAAUGCAUGUUUUCAACACAUUUUCUAUUUGUGCAGAAAAUAAAGACAGUGCCAAGCGG